CUAAAAGCGCGCGUGUGAGGUUGAAGGUCAGCCGAAAACAGGUGUAGAUGGAGAAUGCGGUUCCUGAGUUCGCUCGUCGUUUGUACAAAGAGUGGCGUGAUUUUACAGCUGAACCAGUCGAAGGUAUCCAGUUGAUGCUUAAUGAGCAAGAUAUGACGGAAGUUCAAGUUGUACUUGACGGUCCUGUUGGUACCCCUUAUGAUGGUGGCAAAUUCCGUCUGAAGAUGUUGAUCCCUAUGCAGUAUCCGAUGGAAGCGCCGAAGGCUUACUUUUGCACGAAGAUAUUCCACCCAAACAUAGCACCAAACACCGGAGAGGUUUGCGUAAACACACUGAAGAAGGAUUGGAAAUCUAAUUUAGGACUACGACAUAUCCUUCUAACUAUAAGGUGUUUGUUGAUAGAACCCAAUCCAGAGUCAGCUCUUAAUGAGGAAGCUGGAAAAUUGCUAUUAGAAGAUUACAGUGAAUUUGUGGCAGAAGCUCGGCUCCUCACAGAAGUACAUGCUUACUGGCACGUUCGGGAACAAGCGAAAGUCAGUAGUCAGAAGUUGCAUCAAGACGACCAUGCAAGUGUCGAUAUGUCAGGCAAUUCGACUGAUGCGCGUACACAUUCUAAAGUGACACAACGCAAUAACUCAUCAUUUCGUAAAGCGCUCAAACGGUUGUAGUACCUAAGAGCGCAAUGUUCCCUGAAUGAAGACUUGUAAUGAAUAAUCUAUACCUUGUGCAUUUAUGUAAAUUAUAUGAUAAUUGUACUUUAGCUUACUUUUAAUUCCUCCCAUUGAAUAUUUCAGUUGAUAACACAAAAACAGUAGCUGAAUUUAUUACCACGUGAAUCAACCUAUUAGUGACAAUAUGAUCUAAUUACAUCAAGCUACAUUUUCCGAACCCUAAUCAAAGAUCUAAAUUAUUAGACGUGCAUAAAACCUAUAAAAUGCGGUAUGAUUAGUACGAGCAAACUCG
Molecule: messenger RNA, 963 nt
Organism: Schistosoma intercalatum
Lineage: Eukaryota; Metazoa; Platyhelminthes; Trematoda; Strigeidida; Schistosomatidae
Source: the annotation of a GenBank genome assembly